UAUCGAAGGCGUUGGACGUUGGACGCAUCGUUGCUGUAUUUAACACCAAGGGGAUUGAAAUUAAGACUAUUGCUACGCGAAUCUCUUGAUCGAGUUGAUUUUUUUUCUGCAGUGCUCUGCUCUUGUCAAACUAGAAACAUGGUGUUAAUGUAUCGUCGUCUCUCAAGUAUUUCGCUCCUGAUAUUAUGCAUCAAUAUUCCGAGUAUCAUUGCUAUGUCCUUGAUGAAAGACAUUGCAAUCGCUGCAAUCCUUGCUGGAAUCCUGAAGCCACGAUUUGUACCUUUGCCAAUACCUAUACCAUUUAAGUUAAUUUUCAGCAAGCACACACGGAAGCCGUACCCAGUUCCCGUUUACAGUCACUCUUUCCAAGCUCACCAAGUUGAUGGUCAUGGAUGGUCUCAAUAUGGUCACAAUUCCUUGGAUGAUAUAACCCAGCUGCAGCAUCUCGCUGGUAGUCAAGCUUUAGCCCAGCUUGAAGCGGCCUCCGAAAAUAUCGACAGCUGGGUGCAGCAGUUGAGUCUCAGUUCUAAUGCACUCAAAGCUAGUGAAUCGAACAACAUUCCUACACUUCACGGGGACUUCGACGAACUCACAGAUGCUUUUGAGGAUGUUCAUGGAAGCGAGGGCUGGUGGUGAUAAUCUCAGUGUUUGCCAACAGAAUCACAGUGCAAUAUUCUAAAUGAAAACAGUCAUCAGACUUCAAAAGUUAUAAUCUGCAGAAUAAUGUUUUAUUCGGCAAAUGCGAAAAAAUCACCAAUUAUUUUAGAUUUUUUUUCUUUGUGUAUGUGCAGUCUUUUAAAACAUAGUUAUAACCAAUUAACUAGAUAAAAUGAAAUGUUGACAUAUACUUAUUCAUAUAUAUAUUUCAUUCUUACCGUUGCAUAUUUUCUUAUAUAUUUCAUUACUUACUCUUAUCUUAUCUCAUAUUUUGAAAAUUAUAAGAAUCUCCACAUUGCUAUGUUUUUUUCCUCAAAAAAUCAAUUGAUGAAUAAUUGGAAGAACAUAUGCAAUGUUGAGCCAACGGUUAUUUUGCGGAUUUAUGAUUUAUUGAUUUAAAUUUUACUGAAGAAUACAUGGUCUAUUUUACAUAUUGAAAUAAUUACUUUUUACUUCUUAUGUUACUGCUGAAAAACUUUAUAUCUUCAAAAGAUUAUUUACAACGUUUCUAUCAAAUUAAGAAAAAUGCAUAAUCUGAAUUUCUCUGUAACGUUUUACAAAAACAGUUUUACUCAAAAUAUGUGCAUUGAAAGUUUUCCUUGUUUUCAUAGUUAUGUCCAAUUAUAUUGCAUUUUUUAAUGAUUAUGUCCUUACUUAUUUACAGAAUGUGGAUCUUUUAUUUUUGGACAUAUACUGUACCUAUAAAAUUCUUAUUUCAAUUUACAAGCUAGUACAAUUGUUAUACAAUUUCACUCCUUCCAUGGAGCUAAUUUGUCUGUACUCUAAUCAUUCGGAAGAUAGUAUUAUUUCCAUUUCUCUUCGUUUCACCAAUCAAUAGUGAUUGGCUUGGGUUUCGUUCUAAUCAUAUGUUCAAAACAAAAAUCGUUCAAAAAUAGCCAUAGAAAACUUUCAAAAAGUGACAUGAAUCUAAUUGAAAUAAAUGCAUCUUUCAUAAUAUCAUUUCGUAAUCAUUUUUCAUGUUUCCAUUUUUCACUUCAUUUAUCAUUAUGCACUUUCCUUUUUAUGUCAAAAUUAU
This is a messenger RNA of Argiope bruennichi, 1693 nucleotides long. RefSeq lists its product as uncharacterized. The record is from RefSeq and is a predicted model, not a curated record. Bases 139 to 636 code for a protein of 165 amino acids. The transcript has 3 exons. Lineage: Eukaryota; Metazoa; Arthropoda; Arachnida; Araneae; Araneidae.